Messenger RNA from Penicillium paradoxum, 1071 nucleotides. Its product is annotated as protein transporter YIF1. The record is from RefSeq and is a predicted model, not a curated record. Gene Ontology annotation, cellular component: endoplasmic reticulum-Golgi intermediate compartment; Golgi membrane; COPII-coated ER to Golgi transport vesicle. Bases 1 to 1071 code for a protein of 356 amino acids. The transcript has 3 exons. Gene Ontology annotation, biological process: endoplasmic reticulum to Golgi vesicle-mediated transport. NCBI's taxonomy places the organism in Eukaryota, Fungi, Ascomycota, Eurotiomycetes, Eurotiales, Aspergillaceae.
AUGUAUCGGGGCUCUUUCGCUCCGCCGCCCGCGCAAUCGCCGCCCCUUCAUCACCCCGUCCCGCAACAUGUCUCGACAGUCCCUAUGAUGCGCUCGCCACCACCACCAGCUCCCCAACAACCCCCAAGUGCUGGAUAUGGCGGUAACCCAUAUCAGCCAUCGCCCGCUCAAGGCGGCAGUGGAAGCUAUGCCCCUGGUGCUCCUGGAUUUGGUGGGUUCAUGAACGAACCCACAGCACAGAUGGGCUUCCAGGUCGGCAAAAGUGCAAUGGCAGCUGGCCAGGAAUACAUGGAAAAUAACUUCAAUCGCUAUGUCUCUAUACCCGCUCUCAAACACUACUUUAACGUCUCCAACUCCUACGUCCUGAACAAGUUGAUCCUCGUUCUCUUCCCCUGGCGACACAAACCAUGGUCCCGUCAGCAAGCUCGAAUGGCAUCCUCCACGCCCGGACCAAAUGGUCAGAUCAUACAACAACAAUACUCGUCCAUGUUCUUGCCUCCUCGUGACGACCUGAACUCGCCGGACAUGUAUAUUCCUGUUAUGGCAUUGGUCACAUAUAUUCUUCUCUCAGUUUUAUUAGCUGGAUUCCGGGGCGAUUUCCACCCAGAGCUUCUGGGAUCGAUCACCACCACGGCUAUUGCAGUGAUUGCUUUUGAGAUCUUAUGCUUGAAGCUCGCUACGUAUAUUUUGAACAUCAACAACGACUCGCAGCUGCUGGAUCUGAUGGCUUACUCCGGAUAUAAGUUCGUGGGAAUCAUUAUCACCAUGGUGGCUUCCGAAGUCUUGAACCCCGGACGGGGUACUCGGGGCUGGGUUGGCUGGACUGUCUUUGCGUACACAUUUUUGGCCAACGCAUUCUUCCUCCUUCGCUCCUUGAAAUAUGUGUUGCUACCCGAUUCGACCGACUCUGCCAUGCAUGCCGGCUCCAUGCAGGCUGUGGCUCGAUCUCAGCGCAACCGACGCGGCCAAUUUUUGUUUGUGUACUCGUACGCCGUUCAGUUCGUUUUCAUGUGGGUGCUUAGUCGCGAGGGACCAUCAUCGGCGGCAUCUGCCGGCUCGGCAUCAUCAUGA